Molecule: messenger RNA, 180 nt
Organism: Fonsecaea pedrosoi CBS 271.37
Lineage: Eukaryota; Fungi; Ascomycota; Eurotiomycetes; Chaetothyriales; Herpotrichiellaceae
Exons: 3
Coding region: 1-180 (59 amino acids)
Source: RefSeq, a predicted model, not a curated record
AUGGGUCUGGCUUCGAAACUCGCCGCAGCACAGGCUGCAUAUCCCGGCGGUCCUCCUGUACCCGGCGGUGCCCCUCCCCCUGGAGGUGCUCCCGGUGGUGGCUACGUGGUCCUCCAGCUCCUGGCCCUGGUGCUGGUGCUGGAGCUGGUGCUGGGGCUCCCAGACCAGGUCAACCGGUAA